AAUUUUUUUGACUGAAGAGGCUGAGCAUGGAGGAUUCCGACGAAGAACCGCCGCUCGCCGUCGAAAUCAACGACGCCGCUAACUCUAAUCAACUUACGGAAAGCUCAGAGCUUCCUCCGGUCGGCAUCACCGUCAUCACCGGCUAUCUCGGUUCCGGAAAAUCCACCUUGAUCAAUUAUAUAUUGAAAGCGCAACAUGGGAAGAAAAUAGCAGUGAUACUGAAUGAGUUUGGUGAGGAAUUAGGAGUUGAGAGAGCAAUGAUAAAUGAAGGGGAAGAAGGUAAUCUUGUGGAGGAAUGGGUAGAGCUUGCAAAUGGAUGUAUUUGCUGUACUGUGAAGCAUAGUUUGGUUCAAGCAUUGGAGCAGCUUGUUCAGAGAAAAGAGAGACUUGAUCAUAUAUUGCUAGAGACUACUGGUUUGGCAAACCCUGCACCUCUUGCAUCUGUGCUUUGGUUGGAUGAUCAGCUGGAAUCAGAUGUUAGGCUUGACUCCAUUAUCACUGUUGUUGAUGCAAAGAACCUUCGGUAUCAGCUAAAACCAAAUCCUGACUCCUCUUCAUUUCCUGAAGCUUAUUUACAAAUAGCUUUUGCGGAUGUUAUCAUUCUUAACAAGGUUGAUCUAAUUUCUCAAGAUGACUCGGGAGCGGUAUUAGAGGAACUGGAGAAGGAAAUACGUGAUGUUAAUUCCCUUGCUAAUAUUAUUCAUUCUGUGCGUUGCCACGUUGAUUUGUCAAAGAUAUUAAACUGUCAGGCAUAUGAUCCUACUCAUGCUGCUCAUCUUGAAGCGUUGUUAAAGGAGAACAAAUCUCUAACUACUAAAGGCCUUCAUGACAGUGAAGUCAGAACAUUGUGCAUCUGUGACGCACAGCAGAUUGAUCUUGAUAAGGUUCGUAUAUGGCUUGAGGAGCUCCUUUGGGAUAGGAAGUAUGGCAUGGAUGUUUACCGUUGCAAGGGAAUUUUAAGAGUCAGAAACUCAGAUGAACUCCACACUUUACAGGGCGUGAGAGAAAUAUAUGAAAUUGUUCCAAGUCGUAAAUGGAGAAACGAAGAGAUUCAGAUGAACAAAAUAGUAUUUAUAGGUCGCUUUCUGAAUGAAGAGAUCCUUUUGCAGUCAUUACAUACUUGUAUUGUUGGAACUAAUUGACUCGAUAGAAUUUGAUUAGAUCCUAUUUUCUAUCGUUAAGAUGGAAAACUAAACCAAGAAUUCUCU
This is a messenger RNA of Solanum stenotomum, 1208 nucleotides long. RefSeq lists its product as uncharacterized. The transcript is spliced from 9 exons. NCBI's taxonomy places the organism in Eukaryota, Viridiplantae, Streptophyta, Magnoliopsida, Solanales, Solanaceae. The coding region runs from base 27 to 1142 and encodes 371 amino acids. Gene Ontology annotation, cellular component: cytoplasm. The record is from RefSeq and is a predicted model, not a curated record.